AUGGUUAAGAAGCUUGGGCUAACUACGGAGAAGCACCCAAAGCCAUAUAAGCUACAAUGGCUUAAUGAUGAUAGUGAGAUGAAGGUUAGUAUCCAAGUAAAGGUUCCUAUUGUCAUUGGGAAAUAUGAGGAUGAGGUUUUGUGCGAUGUUCUACUUAUGGAGGCUAGUCAUAUUCUUUUAGGAAGACCAUGGCAAUCUGACCGGGGAACAAGCCAUGAUGGUUUCACCAACCGUUAUUCUUUUGAGUACAAAGGCAAGAAGAUCAUCUUAGUUCCGUUGACACCUCAUGAAGGUUAUCAAGAUCAGCUGAUUCUCAAGCAAAGGAAAGAAACAAACACCAUGAGCGACCCCACAAACACAAUUCACCAAAAAGAGAGCGAGAGUUUGAGAAAAACCAAGUCAAAGGCCUGUGAGAGAAAACCCAUGAGACAUUCAGAUUUAUUUGUGAUAAAAGGAGAGGUUAAGAGAGCUUUAUUUUCACAACAACCUUUGAUUAUGUUUGUUUACAAGGAAACUCUCAUGAGUUUUGCUGACCUUGCACCGGUGUUACCGAGUGAGAUAACCUUUCUUUUGCAGGAUUUUGAGGACGUAUUCCCGGAGGACAAUCCGAAAGGUUUACCACCUAUCCAUGGUAUUAAACACCAAAUAGACAUUGUUCCUAGAGCAUCACUUCCAAACCGACCAGCUUAUAAGACUAAUAUUGUGGAGACAUUGGAGCUGCAAAGACAAGUUAAUGAGCUCAUGGAGAAAGGACAUAUUAGAGAGAGCAUGAGCCCAUGUGCGGUCCCAGUCCUACUUGUGCCCACAAAGGAUGGAAGUUGGCGCAUGUGUGUUGAUUGUAGAGCUAUCAACAAAAUCACGGUAAAGUAUCGACAUCCUAUUCCUACUCAGCCUUGGCAUGAUAUUUCUAUGGAUUUUGUGCUUGGUUUGCCUAGAACUAGAACUGGUAAAGAUUCAGUUUCUGUGGUUAUUGAUCUAUUUUCAAAAAUGGCGCAUUUCAUACCUUGUCACAAAACUGAUUAUGCUUUGCAUGUUGCUGAGUUGUUCUUCAAGGAAAUUGCUCGUUUGCAUUGA
Messenger RNA from Camelina sativa (false flax), 1074 nucleotides. RefSeq lists its product as uncharacterized. Gene Ontology annotation, molecular function: nucleic acid binding. The record is from RefSeq and is a predicted model, not a curated record. Lineage: Eukaryota; Viridiplantae; Streptophyta; Magnoliopsida; Brassicales; Brassicaceae.